Messenger RNA from Clarias gariepinus (North African catfish), 3270 nucleotides. RefSeq names its product actin related protein 3B (gene actr3b). Bases 103 to 1359 code for a protein of 418 amino acids. The record is from RefSeq and is a predicted model, not a curated record. Gene Ontology annotation, molecular function: actin filament binding. The transcript is spliced from 13 exons. NCBI's taxonomy places the organism in Eukaryota, Metazoa, Chordata, Actinopteri, Siluriformes, Clariidae. Gene Ontology annotation, cellular component: actin cortical patch.
AGAGAGAGAGUGUGUGUGAUGGAAAAAAGAGAGAAAAAGAGAGUGUGUGUGUCAUAAACCAGUGCUACAGUCAUCUCUGUAAAAGAACCAGAGCAUUAGGACAUGGCAGUGCCAUUACCUCCAUGUGUCAUCGAUUAUGGGACUGGCUAUACGAAGAUCGGCUAUGCCGGAAAUACCGAGCCGCAGUUCAUUAUGCCAUCCUGCAUCGCAGUCAGAGAGACAGCAGGCGUUGGAGACCAGGCUCAGAGACGCCUCAUGAAGGGAGUGGACGAUCUGGAUUUCUUUAUUGGUGAUGAAGCGUUGGACAAACCCAACUAUGCAACCAAGUGGCCCAUCAGGCAUGGUAUAAUGGAGGACUGGGAUCUGAUGGAGAAGUUCAUGGAGCAGGUCAUUUUUAAAUACCUCCGAGCAGAGCCAGAAGAUCACAGCUUCCUGGUGACAGAGCCUCCUCUGAACACACCCGAGAACAGAGAGUAUUUAGCCGAGAUCAUGUUUGAAACCUUCAACAUUCCAGGUCUUUACAUCGCCGUCCAGGCUGUUCUGGCUCUAGCGGCCUCAUGGACGUCCAGGCAGGUCGGAGAGCGGACACUAACAGGGACCGUGAUUGACAGCGGGGACGGGGUCACGCACGUGAUACCUGUGGCGGAGGGCUACGUGAUCGGGAGCUGUAUAAAGCACAUCCCUAUAGCAGGCCGAGACAUCACCUAUUUCAUCCAGCAGCUUCUCAGAGAGAGAGAGGUCGGGAUUCCUCCUGAACAGUCGCUGGAGACCGCGAAGGCAGUAAAGGAGAGGUUCUGCUACAUCUGCCCAGAUAUUGUCAAAGAGUUCACAAAGUACGACACGGAUCCAGGGAAAUGGAUCAAGAAGUAUAAAGGCAUCAAUGCUGUCAGUAAAAACGAGUUUCAAAUAGACGUGGGAUACGAACGCUUUCUCGGACCUGAGAUUUUCUUCCAUCCGGAGUUUGCCAACCCGGACUUCAUGCAGCCCAUUUCCGAUGUUGUAGAUGAGGUCAUUCAGAGCUGUCCGAUAGACGUCAGAAGACCUCUGUAUAAGAAUAUAGUGCUCUCUGGAGGAUCCACGAUGUUCAGGGACUUCGGUCGACGGCUACAAAGGGAUCUGAAGCGUGUAGUCGAUGCCAGACUCCGUCUCAGUGAGGAGCUCAGCGGAGGCCGGAUCAAGCCUAAACCGAUGGAGGUACAGGUGAUCACGCAUCAUAUGCAGAGAUAUGCUGUCUGGUUUGGAGGGUCCAUGCUGGCCUCCACGCCUGGGUUCCUCCAAGCGUGUCACACGAAGAAAGACUACGAAGAGCACGGUCCCGGUAUCUGUCGCCAUAACCCAGUGUUCGGUAUCAUGUCCUAAAGCGGCACCGGUACUGGUAAUGAUGCAGUCUGGGAUUUAGAGCUACUUAACUUCCUAACACUUUUCCUAUUUAGUGUGAGAUUACCAGAGUAAUUAGAAGUUUUGUUCUAUACACUUCUAAAAGCACAAACACUGCAUCAACAUCAGCAACAUGUUGGUAGACAGGAUAUACACCAUACGCUGAUGACUAUUUGCUUUGCAUCAUUCUUGUGUUUGUGUGAUGGGAGAUUUAAAGUAUUGAGAUGACUUUUUUAAAAAGAUGAAGUCUUUUUGCACAAAGCUUGUUGUGCUUGUUGUUUAUAUUGAUUUGUUACAGAGAUGAUACUUUAUGAUGAAUAGUUAUAUUUAACAAUGCAUGGGUUUUAAAUGAUAUGUUCAUACAGGAGAGAAUAAAGGAUUGGAGGGAAAGUCUAUUUAAACAGUGUUUAUUUAACUAGUUAACUACAUUUAGAUGUAUAAAGAAUUCAGUCUCCUGUCUCUCUCUCUCUCUCUCUCUCUCUCUUGCUUUGAUGCCGGAGCCAAACACACACUGAUUAUCCAAAGCACUAACACCAUUGCCAUAUAGACAGAAUACCAUUAAUUAUCAAUUAAACCCCAGUAAACUGGUGACAGGAUCGGAUCAUGGGCUCCAAAGGCUCAUCCAUGCCCAUGGGGUACAGACGAUCCCACAGAAAAGCUAAUGUAGCAAAAAUUGCAAAAUACAUAAAUAAAUAAAUUGUUAAUGAUAGAAAGCCUCCAGAAUCCCUAGGGCAUCACAGUUUGUUGUGUAUGGGGCUAAGCAGGUAAAAAGUUAAAUGUUGUUGAAUGCGCCCCCAAAUUCCCCAGACCUCAUUCUGAUCCAGCAUCCCAUGGGAUGUCCAGGACAAAACAAGUCUGAUCGAUGGAGGCCCCAUCUUGCAUAUUAUACCACUUAAAGUAUUCACUGUUAAAGGUCCCCUAAAGGUCUUCUGCGAUCACACCACAAGAGGCCAGAGCUGCCCCGGUGGCACAAGGGGAACCUAAAACCUAGGGGUUAAAUGUUAAUGUCUUAAUGUUAUGGCUGAUUAGUGCAUGUACACAUAAUGGGCUUUAAUGUAAUUUGAUAUUCUUGUGUACUGUUGUCACUACGUUAAAAGAAAGGGAACGAGGUGUAGCUGAACAAUGAACCCUUUGUUACACACAGAAUUUCAAAUCCUUAUCCAGAAUGUUAAAAAGUGUCCAUUUGGCAAUUACGAAGUAAUAAACAGCUUUAGCUUCUCGAAUAAAUACUUGUAAGAAUAAAAGUAAACCCAAUUCCAGAACCUAGAAAGGUAGAUAUAGUAGGUAGGUAGAUAAAUUUGAAUAAAUUAAACGAAUUUCAUUAAAAUUCAUGAAAUGAAUUUACUAACAAUGAUAUCUUAUUCAUAAGUGUAAUGGAAAAAGAAAUGUGUUAAAUCUACUUUAAAAUCACAAUGUUUGUUUGUUCACUGUUGAAUUACAAAUACCGAAAAAUAAAAACUCACUCAUCCACAAACACAAAAGGGGAAUAUAUUUGAAUGUAGAGUGAAGUUAAAUUCUGUUGAAUUCUAUUUUAUUUGUAUAGCACUUUUAAAAAUGUUCAUUGUUGCAAAGCAGCCUCACACAAUCAAAAGAAAAUAUGGAAGUUUGUAUCAAAUGUGAACGUAUAUGAAUCAGAAUGAUCAGAUUGUCCCUGAUGAGCGAGCCAAGGAUGGAAACUUGAAAGGAACCAGACUCAACAAGGAAUCAUCCUCAUCCUCAUCUGGGUGAUAACGGAUAGCAGGGAUUGAUCUGCACUCAUACUGUGUGUUGGGAGGCUAGAAGUUCAGUCUAACAGGAGAUGUGUUUAAGUUCAUAUGGAGUCCAGUUUGUUAUUGGAGGCUCAGGUACAUGACAUACUAGACAUGUGAUACAUGUGAUAAUGGAUAAGUUUAA